Molecule: messenger RNA, 1523 nt
Organism: Ilyonectria robusta
Lineage: Eukaryota; Fungi; Ascomycota; Sordariomycetes; Hypocreales; Nectriaceae
Product: Alpha/Beta hydrolase protein
Exons: 4
Coding region: 102-1523 (473 amino acids)
Biological process (GO): proteolysis
Cellular component (GO): fungal-type vacuole
Molecular function (GO): serine-type carboxypeptidase activity
Source: RefSeq, a predicted model, not a curated record
GGAUGGAUGUCCAGUUCAAUUAACUGCCAUCUCUUCAAAUCGCACAGAGCUGCACAUUUCUUGGACACGAUCAACUUUUCGUUUCGCCGAGACCAAUCGCCAUGAUGCUCUUCCCCAUAUGUGCACUCUGGUUGGGAGUCUCCGGAGCUUUCGCCCUUCAACCGGUUCGCGACACAUUCCCGGCCCAGCAUGGCGUUCCGGAAUUCUCAAUUCGACUGGGCAACGACACAGCAAGCGUCUGCAAUAGUUCCACGCCUGGCACGUCCGGAUUCAUAGACACAGCCGGGGACAGCCAUAUGUUUUUCUGGUUAUUCGAAAGCAAGAAUGAUCCGCUGGUUGAUCCCGUUAUUCUCUGGAUGACUGGUGGACCUGGAGCCUCUUCAGUUGGGUUCGGUGCGCUAAUGGAACUCGGUCCUUGUCGCAUCGCGCCGGACGGUGGCUACACUAUUGACAACCCCUUUGGAUGGAAUACGAAUGCCACGGUGUUGUUUGUCGACCAGCCCACCAGUGUUGGCUUCUCAUCUGGUGAAUCCAUUCCAGACGGACUGCCCCAAGCCUCCAAGAUGAUGGACCAAUUCUUACGCCAGUUUUUUACUGCCUUUCCCCAGCUGGCCGCUCGCGAUUUCUUCAUUGCAGGGGAGUCUUACGGUGGCUCGUGGGUCCCGGCCUUGGGUGCCCAAAUUAUGUCCAUCUCCAUGAGCGUCCCAAAAAUAAACCUCAAGGGUAUCAUGAUUGGAAAUGGCCUUGUCCGGCAAUCGGUGCAAAAUCCAGGCUCUUUUGAAGCCGCCUGCUCUGGUCCGGAUAGCCUGUUCAACACGUCGCAGUGUCUAGAGUGGGCGCCACGAGCCAUGUGGUGCGAGACAAACCUCAACGUGUGUGAGACGGAAGGCUGGAAGUCUGCCAAGUGCAAGGAAGCAGAACAGCUAUGCAGUGAAAUGAGCCAAGUGGUCACUGGCCAGAUGCAGCGUAACCCCUACGACUGGCGACUCACCUGCACCAAUCCCCUUGCUUGCUACAAGCAACAGCAAUACAUUGAGGAGUAUCUCAACAGGACGGAAAUAAAAACUGCGCUUGGAGUGGAUGGCGAUGCACCUUUCAGGGGUGUUUCGAUGGAGAUCUUUGAGCAAUGGGAAAAGGUUGGAGAUUUGUGGAAGUCGAGCGACAGCUACGUCAAUUAUCUCCUAGAUCUGGCAAGUCUCAUUCUUCCGUCACUCCUCUUCUCUAACACUCUACAGGAUAUCCGUGUACUCAUCUACGUCGGUGACAAAGACUGGUACUGUCACGCCGCUGGAAUGCGCCGGCUUGUCAACCAAGGACUAGUCUGGAACGGGCAUCCAUUCUUUCGCUUCCGAGAACUGAUUCCAUGGUAUACUGGAGCCAAGCCUGCGGGACGGUGGAAGUCAUACGAACCGCUGACUUAUGCCGAAAUUUGGAAUGCUGGGCAUCUGUCACCAUUUGAUAAGCCGGAGGAAGUAUUGACGCUGAUAAAUGCAUGGAUCCAUGGCGUCAUUCCCACCAAUUAA